This is a messenger RNA of Serendipita indica DSM 11827, 3153 nucleotides long. Lineage: Eukaryota; Fungi; Basidiomycota; Agaricomycetes; Sebacinales; Serendipitaceae. The record is from the annotation of a GenBank genome assembly.
AUGAAGUCUGUACUUCUGGCGGGGCUCCUAACAGCCCUCGCCAGUUCCGUAAAUGGCAUCUACGAGUCUCAAGUAGGCCAGAUAGACUGGCAUUCUCAGUAUAUCGGAGUCCCCUGGAUCCACUCUCCAGCAUUGGCUCCGCGGAUUCAUCGAGUGGGCAGCGUACGACAUGGAACACCCGCUCAAGCUAUCUAUCUCGCUGCUACAAAGAAGAAUGUACUCGCAGCGCUGAAUCCUGCAGAGGGUAACGUUGUUUGGAGACGCCAGUUUGACGAGGACGAUGCCCUCGUCGGUUUCAAGGCCAAUAUGGACGGACUCGUGUCACUUUCGGGUAAUGGAGGCGCGACGGCACGCAUUUACGAGGCCAUAAACGGCAAUCUCAUCUGGGAGAACCACUUGCACGACCCUGCCACAGGACAUCUCGCGGGGGCAGCUCCUGGGGAACCAACCGGCACCGCAAUCGAAUUCGACUCGAUAGACGUCUUCAUCCUAAGCAACGGCCACACAGUCCGCCGUCUAUCUGGAGCGACAGGAGACACUCUCUGGGGGUGGACAAGUCCCGAUAUGGCGUAUGUGUCGGUGGUUUUAAGCAUCCGCAUCCUGAUGCGCACGGAGAAUGCAUUAUACGUACUCGGCAUUUCCAAAGGAAUCCGUGCUUUCUCCAUUCAUAUCACCAGUCUCGACGCAGCAACAGGGACCCUGUUACAUUCGGCAGAGAUUACAGCCAACAUCGAUUCGGCAGAUGCGUUUCAAGUUCUCAAGCUCGGACCUGCGAUAGGUGUAUGCAAGACUGCAGGUGUCGUUUGGUUGGAAAGUGGCAGUCUCAAGCAGGUCCUGCUUACUCCUGGACUCGAAGCCAAGUAUUUGAACAAACCGUCUGGCAAUAAAUAUGGUCCCUACGUCGCUUUAAAAGGUCUCCAAGUGACGGAGCGGGGAUAUGUCUCUGCCAUUUUAGAGGAAAAGGAUGGUCAAAAGGACGCUGUCCACAUCUAUAAAAUGGAUCUUGGAGGUCUGGGCUUGACGAAAGUCGGUGAUUUUGAACCAUCACCGUCAACGACUCCGUAUACCACUUAUGCUGGUGGUAUCGAUCGCGAAGGUAGAGCCUACGUGUCAAAGUUGGCUCAUUCGAGUACCUUGCGAUCCGCUUCCUACGAAGUAUUUGCGCCGGAUGCUGUGAACGGACGUGGAAUGACAACUGGGUUCACCUUUGAAUACGACUCGAGCGCCCAUGGUGAAAUAACCUUUGCUGCUCUCGAUGUCGCCAACCCGAGCGAGUAUAUCUACGUGUCUCGUAUCAUAUUGUCAACCUCAACUGGCGCCAUUCAACAAUGGCAGCAAGAGACCAACCAUUGGAGUAGAGAAGAAUCUCUCACAGAGAUAGAAGCUGUUGCGGCGCUGGACCUCCCAGAAGCUACUGUUGAUUCACGGCUGAUGUAUACGGCCAUGGAGGAGACACCAAUCCAACGGAUCACGCGCCAAGUACGAGAUAUGAAGGACCUCCCGUUCUAUCUGUUCCGCUUUAUUCAGCGGUUUAUGACGGGCAAAUAUUCGACGGUGCCAACCUCUGGUUCCAAUACUGCCGGCUCUUUAUGGCGUGACCUAUAUGGCUUUAAGAAGGUUCUAGUCAUUGCGACUGCAAGAGGAAAAGUAUUCGGAAUCGAAACCAACAAGGGAACCAUUGUCUGGAGCGAAAAGCUGGGCGCAAACAGCCCCGAUCUCAGCAUGAAGAUCAAACCCGUUCGUAUGACGGUUCUCAAAACGGUGUCUGAAGGGUUCCAUCCUGAAGUUGGGAUCGUCGUAGAGGUCGACCGUGCCAAUAAUCAAGGAGGGCGAACGCUGACAACUGGACUUGUUCGUGUGGACGCUACCACCGGUUCUAGCCACAGUAUCGUGUUAUUCCACGGGCCGACCCUAGAGGUCAAAGAGAUCGAUCUUCCAAAUCCUUCUGCUGGAUUGGGGAAGAAGAUGAUCGCUGUCGUGGACUAUGACUACAAGGUCCAUCUGUAUCCUUAUCAUAGGGAAGCGCUCGAGGCUUUCAACAACAUCACAGACCGAUCCACCUUUAUGCUUGUAACUGGCCCCCCGACUUCUCAAUUCGUUCAAGGAUACGGCAUCUCACAUAGGAUAUUGCCCGUCGAAGAGCUCGACAACGGUACUUCAACUACUCUGGAGCCUGUUUGGGAUACCUAUCCGACUUGGCGAUCUAACUUUGGCCCCGGCGAAAAGAUAGUCUCUACCGUCUAUCGUACACCCGGAUCUGCAGCAAGUCACGGCCGAGUACUUGCAGAUCGAACGACUCUUUACAAGUAUUUGAAUCCGCACUUGGCUGCUGUGGUAACGGAAACUCGUGCAAGACACGGAGCAAACCCCGCGGGAACACCUCGCGCACGAUGCACAAUCUACCUUAUUGAUGCAUCAAAAGGAACUGUGUUGUAUUCGACCAAUGUUCCUUCUAGCAAACGAACGUCUUUGGCCUGCGACGUCAAAAUGACGCUGGUGGAAAAUUGGCUCGUCUACCACUACUACGAAGACUCGUCAGAGUACGGGGAGGCGGGUACAAAGGGAUGGCGUAUGGUCUCGGUGGAACUCUAUGAAGGUGGGCCAAACGUCCGUCUGAAGAGCGGCGAACUUGGGCCCGAAUCUCCCAAGCGAGGUUCAAUUGAAACGUUGGAACAAGUCUAUGUCUUCCCUUCAGACAUUAGAACAAUCGCAACUACCUCGACGAAGUUUGGUAUCUCAUCAAAGGAUAUCAUUGUGAUCAAUGGCAAGGGUCAGGUGCAAACGUUCUCGCGCCGUUUCCUAGACCCACGAAGACCGAAAUCGAAGCCAACAGCGGCCGAGGCAGAGGAAGGGCUCAUACAGUUUGAUGUAUUGCUGCCAGACGAUUCUCGACGAGUUGUGUCCCACAACAGAGGAGUCUAUGCAGACAAGUUACUGACAACGUCAACGUCACUCGAAUCAACAUCACUCGUCCUCGCCUAUGGCACGGAUCUAUUCCUGACCAGAGUUUCGCCGUCUGGCACAUUUGACGUGCUCUCUGCGGGGUUCAACAAGAUCCAGCUUGUUCUUACGGUGUCUGGUCUUGGCGCUGCUAUUCUUAUCACCCGACCCCUUGUGAGGUCAAAGGUGCUGAACGCUCGCUGGUAUGCGUGA